AUGGCGAUAUUUUUUGUAUGGAUAUAAGAAGGAUGUUAUAGCGAGAUUUGCCUUGAAAAAAAUUAUAUUAGAAUGAACUUUGAAGUAAAAAUAAGCACAUUAAAGCGAGCCUUGUCUUUAAAAUAAUGAUGUUAGAAUGAACAUGGCAGUGCAAAUAAGGAUGUUAGAGGGAACUUAGCCUUGAAAAUAAUGAUGUUUUAGCAAACCUUGCAGUUAAAAUAAGGAUGUUGAAGCAAUCCUUGCCUUGAAAAUAAUGAUAGAAUGAACAAUACUUCAAAAAUAAGGAUGUAUUUACUUGAAAGCCAAGUUGUGGGACAAGAAAGUCUAUUGUUCUUCUGUGGCAAAAAGAAAACACUCCGUGGCUGUGACUGUGACAAAAUAAAUUCAACAAAUUGCAAAUUUAAUACUUUUUUAUAAAGACUGUUUAUAAAUGAUUAGUUAUUAAAAGAAUGCUUUUCAAGAACAUUUGACCGAUUGAAAAGAAAAUCACUAGUGUUUUGUUAUGGAACAAAAGUGUAUUGAAAGACACCUUAAGUGUAUUGAAAGACACCUAAAAUAUAAUUUUAUAAUUCAUUAUUGAACAAAAAAGUUCAUCUUAAGUCACCACAAAGAUUUAACCUGACUGGUUUCCAUAGCAACCCAAUGGCAGCGAUGGAGACUGUGGUAGCCGUAGCGAUAGGUAUUCUAGCAACAGUGUUCUUGGCCUCCCUGGUAGGCCUCAUUCUGGUCUGCAGACACAAGUUCUGCAGGAGGACAGAUCUGCUGGGACAGCAAAUGAGGGACACCAGACCGGAUGUACAGCUGAUAGAUAGUGACCUGAAGUCCAUGAGUGAAGGAGACGUUGAGCUCGGUGAUGUGGAGAUCUCGAACCCUCGCCUUGAACAGCUGAUCAGGGAUACACACUGGGUGGAUGAUGUCAGUGGUCUCAUCCCCCACUGUAUCGCAAUCCUGAAGACAUGUCACCUGCUGACCGAGCGGCUGGUUGGCAUGACGAUGGGGUCUGCCGAGAAGAUCUACACGCAGGAGAUGCUCACUGACAUCAUCACGAUCGCUAAGAGGAUCAAUCCCCGCGUGGACGACGUCGUGCAGUGUAUGUACCCGCCUCUGGAUCCCAGGCUACUAGAGGCGAGAUGCACGGCGUUAGUUCUCUCUGUCAGCCAUCUGGUCCUGGUAACCAAGAACGCAUGUAAGUCUACACAGAACAUGGACUGGAUUGAUCAGGCCCUGGCAGAUGUGGAGGACCACCUAAGAGUACUCCAGGAAGCCAGUUUCAGUCUUGCCCCUGACUGUAGAUCUCCCUCCAGCUCUGUGGCAUCAGGUGACAGCCAGCAGCCAAUCAUGAAUGGCCAUGUGCAACAUAUCAGCCAAUCAGCUGAGCUGUAACAAUUGACAUGGAUCAGCCAAUGGGUGUCUAUCUACAUAUAUUUGGUUCUACAGCUGAAUGUGGCAUGUGAUCUGAAUCCACCAAUCAGCUGAGCUUUUACACAUUGUUGGUGCAGGAUCCAUGGCAUGUGACAUGAAAUGGCCAAUUGUGUGAGUUCUUGCAAAAAAUUGGUUUGAUAACUAUGUUAUGGGAUGUGAAUAAUCCAAUCAAAUGAGUUUUUACACAGUGAUAGCCCUAUUGACUUGUAAUGACCUGUCAUGUUAUGCAAAUAUGCUUCUCAACUGAACAUAUGGCAUUGGCACAUAAUGUGACCAUUCCUAGACAAGUGCCUGGGUAUUGAAGGUGUUGUAUCAGUCCUGGAAUUAGAGUUGUGUUUAUCCUGUGCAAGCGUAGCAAACCUGAGUAAGCGAUCUACUUGUGUGACUGUUGUUACUGAUUUUGGAAUAAAGCUGAAUAAGUUCACAACUUGUGAUGAAAACUUAGGAAGCUUGUGCUUCAUAUAUACAAUGGUUAGAGUUUAAAUGCCAGUUUAAACAACUGGUUUGUAUUAUGGGGACACAGGUGGCUUCAAAAUAACUUGACAGAUGAUACAAGCAUACUAACAGAAAGUGGUGCACAUAAGAAUCAGAUCAAAGGUCGAAAUUGAACGUCAAAAAUAAAAAAUAUUAACCCAUUUAUGCCUUGUGGACUCUCCCAUCCUUCUUAAUUGGAUCAAUUUAUUUCCAAAAUUUGGGAUGUCUAGUAUAUUUAUUUCUAUAUUUAGAAUAUUUCUUACAGAAAUUCCUUUAAGCAAAGACUGCAGACCCAGAUGAGACGCCGCAUCAUGCAGCGUCUCAUCUUGGUCUACGCUGUUUGCCAAGGCCUUUUUUUUUAGACGCUAGGCAUAAAUGGGUAAAGAUUUUGAUAGAAACUUCUUCUUGUCAUAUCUUUGUAGUAGACUAUUGAUGAUCAGAAUUUCAUGACAAUUGCACAUUUGUUAUUGCAUGCUACAUAAUAAAUGACAAAUAUCAGUUAUUAAUAAUCUGAUCAUGUCAAUUUAUGUUGAGUAUUUUGUUAUAUUCUAUCAAUUUACUCAUGUUCUUUGGUAAUCAUUCAUUUUACUUUUUUAUACCCCCACAAACGAAGUUUAGGGGGGUAUAUAGGAGUGAGCUUUACUGUCUGUCGGCCUGUCCGUAGUAAGUGUCCACUCUCUAAUUCAAAUUGUUUUCAUCCGAUCUUCAACAAACUUGGUCAGAUGUUGUAUCUAGAUGAUGUCUGGUUCAAGUUCAAAUAUGGGUCAUGCCUGGUCAAAAACUAGGUCACUGGGUUGCUUAGUACGUUUUACACAUUCAGCAUGUUGUCCACUCUCUAAUUCAAGUAGUUUUCAUCCGAUCUUCACCACUCUGUCAGAAGUUUAUCUAGAUAAUGUGUAGGUCAAGUUCGAACAUGGGCCAUACCAGGUCAAAAACUAGGUCAUGGGGUCACUUUUUAAACAUUGGGCAUGGUGUCCGUUGUUUUUUGUAAAGACAACAUGCAAAAUAUUCUGUGUGAAUGCGGCAUGUGGGGGUAUUCGUCACGUCUGUGACAAAGCUCUAGUUAUCUCUGAAAUAUUGUUGUUAUAAGUAAAAAACAGCAAAAUUUUACUUUCAUAUUGACACCACUUUUUGCCUUUAUAUUGACACCACUUACUAUAUUGUUAUCUCACCUACCGGUAAGCACCAAGUGCUAUUGUUAGCUAUUGUGAUUCAUCAUCCAUCGUCCUGCGUCAGCAUUAUCUUUUGAAUAAUUUCUUCUCAUAAACCACCUUAUGGAUUUGAUCAACAUUGGCAGGAAUGGGAUGCGUGGCGGCUUUUGUUAAACUCAAGUCAGCAUCCAAGCAUCAAUGGGGCCUUCUUGUUAAUAUUGUGGUUAUAUUGUUGCUUACUGUAUUUGCUUCUUUGAUUGUGGCUUUAUCUGUUGUUGAUGCUCAUACAUGUACCUUAAUUUUAGAAAGUGUUUUAUUCAUGAUGUGAUGUUGGUAAUUAUGGAUUAAAAAAUUAUUAAGACACCAAAAGCAGAAUAGUAUAAACAAUGCAUGGACAUUAUGUUUAAUUCUCUGACAGAAACAGGCUGAGCUGUUGGAAGACAUGAUUUACAGGUUCUGUUUUGAAGCCCUUUAGAGACACAAAUUGUUUCUCAUGUUAGUAUUACGUUGAAUAUAUUUAAAAAAUAUAUAUAUUAUCUAGAGCACGGCUCACCCUAGUUAAUUUUCUAAAGCCAAAUUUAUGGUUGAAUACAAUUUGUUUUUCACAUUUCAAUUUUAUGGGGUUUUAUGAAGAGAAAGUUUUACAAAUAGAAACUUCUUGAGCAAAUUCUUUUACGUUGUAGCCAUUUGGCGAAUGGUUGAGCAGGCCCGGCUAGAGUGAUGCUUUUGUUUUGCACUUUGAACAAAAUAUGAGUGUGUAAAUCUUUGGACACAUGUCCCUUGGCAUAUUGCUUUCAUAUUUUGCAUACUUGUUAACCAUCAUGACCCCAACCUAUAAACAAAAGCAGACAACUGUAUCAAGUAUUUUGACAGAAUUAUUGCCCCUUUUAUACUUAGAAUAUGCAUAUUAUUGAUAAAUCUAUGUUAAAGUUUGCGUACUACCCCAAUAUAUAUUUUCUAAGAAUAUGGAGCUAUCCUACUCACCCCGGCGUCUGCGUGCAAAUGUUAAAGUUUUCACCCCAAAUAUUUUUAGCUCGACUAUUUUAUAUGAAAUAUAUAUAUAUAGUGGAGCUAUCCUACUCACCCCGGCGUCGGCGUUAUUGUUAAGAGUAAGCGUGCCAAUAUUAAAUUUUCGUGCUAACCCAAUUAUUUUCAUUGUCCCUUGCCAUAUUGCUUUCAUAUUUUGCAUACUUGUUUACCAACAUCACCCCAACCUAUAAACAAGAGCAGACAACUCUAUCAAGCAUUUUGUCAUAAUUAUUGCCCCUUUUAUACUUAGAAUAUGCAUAUUAUUGAUAAAUCUAAAUCUGAAUACCACAAUGGAUUCCACCCAAACAAUACCCCACGUCCCUAAACAGAAUCCCUCCCC
This is a messenger RNA of Dreissena polymorpha, 4416 nucleotides long. RefSeq names its product transmembrane protein 98-like. Bases 643 to 1383 code for a protein of 246 amino acids. The record is from RefSeq and is a predicted model, not a curated record. Lineage: Eukaryota; Metazoa; Mollusca; Bivalvia; Myida; Dreissenidae. The transcript has 6 exons. Gene Ontology annotation, cellular component: endoplasmic reticulum.